CUCAAUUCAAUUAAUCAACCAAAUAGACAAUGGCUUGCAUAAAUCAAUAAUGCUGAAGUACAAGUGUCUCCAAUAAUUUCGUCAGCUAUUUCUUGGCGUUCCAUAAACUCUACUUGAGACACCAUCGGCUAGGCUCGACGUUCCGUUCCGUUCCAUAUUCAUACAAAUCUCUCCCAACAAAGGCAUUGGAGACAGUUGACUGGUGCGAUGGAAAAAGGUCGAGUAAAAUUUGACCGGUAAAAUUUGGCGCCAACACGGUGCCGCUUUCCCCUACUGGUUUAACCCAAAACCCACAAAAAGCAAAAGAAAAAUUAAUAAGAUGAACACGAACACCCCCCUCUUCUAAGCUUCUAGUCUUCUCUCAAGAAAAGUAAGCUUCUUUGGCAUUCUUCUUCAAUGGAUGGUCCUCAACUCUCUGCCUCUCUCCUCACACUUCUCGCACUCUCUUUCUUCUCAGAAGUGAACUCAGCUUCUUUCAAGCUACUCAACAAGUGCCGCUACCAAGUAUGGCCCGGAAUACUUUCCGGCGCCAAUUCGGCGCCUCUCUCCCCCACUGGCUUCGCGCUCAAGCCCGGCAAGUCCCGGACCCUCUCCGUACCCAAAUCUUGGUCGGGUCGGAUCUGGGCUCGGACUCUGUGCACCGAAUACUCGCCCGGUAACUUCUCCUGCGUCACAGCCGACUGCGGCUCGGGAAAAAUCGAGUGUGCCGGAGGCGGCGCGAAACCGCCGGCUACGUUGGCCGAGUUCACGCUCAACGGCGCCGACGGCUUGGAUUUUUAUGACGUCAGCUUGGUGGACGGGUACAACCUGCCGAUGCUGGUGGUGCCGCGUGGAGGAACAAGAGGGGGGUGCAGCCCGACUGGGUGCCUUGUGGACUUGAACGGCAAGUGCCCCAGGGCGCUGAGGGUGCGUGAGGGAGGAUGGGGGAGCGUGGCGUGUAGGAGCGCGUGCGAGGCGUUUGGAGAUCCACAGUUUUGUUGUAGCGAGGGGUACGCUACGCCCGACACAUGUCAACCGUCGGCGUACUCGCUGUUUUUCAAGCAUGCUUGCCCACGCUCGUAUAGCUACGCGUAUGACGACAAGACUAGCACUUACACGUGCGCCUCCGCCGACUACGUCAUCAUAUUCUGCCCCUUGCCUUAUACGAGGUUUUGUUCGUUUGCUUGUAUUUCCUCUUGGAGCUGCAACUUACUGCAUUAUACUUGGGUCUAAAGGUGUUGGGAGCUCGAAAAGAUGGGGCAGCGCUACCACUGGUUAACAAGACCAUGAUGUACUUCUAAGGAGCCACCAUGCAAGACCAGACGCCUCUAAUCCUUCAUUCUGCCUCUACUGCAUGUGCAGCAGCACACAUUUGGUCUUUCCAGUUUCGGCCUCUAUUUAUGUGCUUUAUGACUAUCCUUGUUUCUCACAUUUCCAGGAAGGUAGUAUUACAAAUCCCGGGUGAAGAGCAGGUGCCACGGUCGAUGACUAGCUUUACACCUCACCUUCCUCGUUGCAGUUGCCAUUAGUUCACUGGUAAGCAUAGUGGAAAAAAAUUCCACCGUUCCAAGAAAAUCUUGUAUGAAAUCCUAUAUACGUAGGACUGUUCGAAUUUUGUGCAGUUGAUCACUCCUAUGAAGUUGUAUAUACAUAGGACUGUUCGAAUUUUGCCUCUGAUAACUUGUUGCUUCAAAAGAUGAGUGUAAUAUUAGAAGAAAGAAACUCCAAAUUUCUUAAAUUGAAAAACCGCAAGUUACA
This is a messenger RNA of Malus domestica (apple), 1737 nucleotides long. RefSeq names its product thaumatin-like protein 1b. NCBI's taxonomy places the organism in Eukaryota, Viridiplantae, Streptophyta, Magnoliopsida, Rosales, Rosaceae. Gene Ontology annotation, biological process: defense response. Gene Ontology annotation, cellular component: extracellular region. The record is from RefSeq and is a predicted model, not a curated record.